GCUAUCAACUAAAAUGUUUGUAAAUAGUAUACUUUGAACUGUUCGUGUACACAUUCGUGACCGGGGUUUUUUUUUUUUUUUUAGAAAUUCUAAGUUAUCGGGAUGACUACCUGCUAGUAACGUAACGUGCCGUGCCGUGCGGUCUGCCACACAUUCAUCUGCGAUCCAGUUAACAGGACACCAACAACAUGGCCUCGUCGUCUGCCACCUCGUCGUCCCGUAGCCGUGGACAAGGUCACUCGACGUCAACUAUUCUGACAAAUCGAGCUAAAGAUAUUACUGUGAUUAGUGAUGUCGCUUUCAAAGACAGGAAAACGCCUAUAUCGCCUGACAGACCACCGAAAGGUACUCGUCAGAUGCACCGAACAACAUUGACGUUCGAUAAACAACCACCAAAAAUGGAUUAUUUGACGUCAUCGUUUUCGGCAUUUGGUGGCAGUAAGUCAGUCAGUCCUGCAGUGCGCCCAUUGCCAUGCCCAUCUCUGCAUUCCUCACAUUUUGACAUCGGUAUAACCAGACAGAAGUUUUAUAAUACACACUAUGGUGGAAAUUACCUGUCAAAGGAAACCACACAUCCCAACGAAACUCAUUACCCAUCUUUAGUCAACCGAUCAUUUAAUAUGCGAGGUGCUGAUAUGCAGGAUGUACUUGUAAGAAGAAAUUGGCAACCUAAUUACUGGAGUUCAUAUACUGAUGUACAUGAUAGAUUAGGAAUGCAAAGGGGACCAGGAGAAGCUAGACCAACCCCAGCUCACAUCAGACAUAAUAUUAUCAAUGGUCGGCGAAUAGGACCUGAGAUACCUCAAGAUCACCACAGGAUAUCAGGAAAUAGAGUUUUAUACAAUGGUUAUAGAAGAGAUAACCAUGACUACUUUGUUUUGGGUUAACAUCUGUUUUCAAAUAAUAAAUGACACUUUCUUUUUAGCUACAAUAAAUAUUUUCUUUUCCUAACACUGCCGGAAAUCAGGAGGGUGGUUCCACCACGUGUCAACAUUUGCCAUACCAGAUCCACAUAGAACAUGCUGCAUUGCAAUGACUGUGGCACUUCAAUGAGUUCGAACUAAUUCACAUUGGAUCAUGUUGGGCAAAUAUAUAUGUGGCAUCCUGUUUUUUUUAAUUCCGUCCCAGUAUUUAAACAGUACUUGCACGCGUGGAUUUAGGGGGAGGCGUGCAAAGAAAACAAAUUUACAAAUCAUUUGACAAAUCCAGCCCACCAGAGGUGCGCGGACUUUGGCACGUCAAUGGGAGCACGCCCCCCCUUACCGAAUUUCUGGAUCCGCCGCCAGUAUGUCAUUUAAAUAUAUUCCAUCCAAUCUUAUUUAAUACUUUCCACAGAUCUCUCUAUAUUUUCCUGUCAUGCUGUUUUCAAUUUUGA
Molecule: messenger RNA, 1375 nt
Organism: Saccoglossus kowalevskii
Lineage: Eukaryota; Metazoa; Hemichordata; Enteropneusta; Harrimaniidae
Source: RefSeq, a predicted model, not a curated record